This is a messenger RNA of Bipolaris oryzae ATCC 44560, 582 nucleotides long. RefSeq lists its product as uncharacterized. The coding region runs from base 1 to 582 and encodes 193 amino acids. The record is from RefSeq and is a predicted model, not a curated record. The transcript is spliced from 2 exons. NCBI's taxonomy places the organism in Eukaryota, Fungi, Ascomycota, Dothideomycetes, Pleosporales, Pleosporaceae.
AUGUUUCUCCCUUCGUUGACUCUUCUCGCCACCCUUUCCUCCCUUUUCCUGCCUCACGUCCACGCCGUCGGUCGCGCAAUCGUUAGCAACGAAUGCCCGGAGGCUAUUUACCUCUGGUCCGUAGGUGGAAGCAUCGGUCCCCAGCAGAAGAUUCAGCCGUCGACAUCUUACAGCGAGACAUUCAGGCGCGACCCUCAGUCCGGGGGUAUCGCGCUCAAGAUUUCGCCAAUUGAAAAUGGCAUCUUUCAGCCGAAUGUCAGCCAGACCAUUUUCGCCUACAAUCUUGACGGCCAGAAGAUCUGGUACGAUAUGAGCGAUAUCUUUGGCGAUGGAUUUGCCGGACGCACAAUGUCGCUCAAGCCGAGCGAUACCACGUGCCAGAGUAUUGUUUGGGGAUACGGAAAGCAGCCCGCUGGAAGUUCGGUCAAGGUGUGCCAAUCCGGCAGUGACUUGACUCUGUCGUUUUGCACAGGUGGUUGCUUGCCGAGUUGGUAUCCUUGUGGAAAUGCUGCGCCGGGAAGUAACAAGGUUUGUUGCACGCACUGUAUUGGAAGUCAUCACUGUGUUGCGCCGCCGGCAUGA